Molecule: messenger RNA, 699 nt
Organism: Epithele typhae
Lineage: Eukaryota; Fungi; Basidiomycota; Agaricomycetes; Polyporales; Epitheliaceae
Product: ankyrin
Exons: 5
Coding region: 1-699 (232 amino acids)
Molecular function (GO): protein binding
Source: RefSeq, a predicted model, not a curated record
AUGCCUGUCCCAACUGUCGUCCAGCAUGACAAAAACAUCUGGGUCGCUGCUGGCGACGGCGAUAUAGAGCGCGUAAGGAUGUUGAGGACUUUCACAGCGACGUCUCCCAAUGUUCCCGAUCAAAAUACCUACACUCCCAUGCAUGCUGCUGCUUCAUACGGACAUCUUGAUGUCUUGGAAUACUUGAUCGCCCACGGUGGUGACGUGAACGUCACCGACGAGGAUGGCGAUACGCCUCUGUAUGCCGUUGAAAGUGUUGAAACGGCACGCUUUCUUGUCGAACGCGGUGCCACAGCGAAUCACCAGAAUGCGGAAGGCGUGUCGCCUGCGCAGUACCUCGAGGAAGAAGAGUUCCCUGCGGUGGCCGCAUAUCUGAGAAGCGUUGAGAACACAGCCGCUGGGGGCGGUACUGCGCCGCCUCCAGCGGAGAUACACGAGCAGCCUUCGCAACACGCACAAAACGCGGCUUCGGAGAACCUUACAUCGUCCCUGUUACAUUCCGUACGGUCCGUCAUGGAGCGCGCAGAAGCGGAGGGUAGAGAAGUCCCAGAGGACGAGCUGCGUCAGAUCGUCGGCCGCGCGGUUAUCGAGGGCGUCAUGACUGGGUAUGGGAUGCGUGCGGAUGCUGCGGGUUCGCAGGACGGGUCUGAGCAGAGCGGCGGGGAUGGCGUGAAGAGGCCACGCACUGAAGGCGGGUGA